Molecule: messenger RNA, 1884 nt
Organism: Cottoperca gobio
Lineage: Eukaryota; Metazoa; Chordata; Actinopteri; Perciformes; Bovichtidae
Gene: wdr11
Product: WD repeat domain 11
Exons: 13
Coding region: 136-1884 (582 amino acids)
Cellular component (GO): cytoplasm
Molecular function (GO): protein binding
Source: RefSeq, a predicted model, not a curated record
ACGGCGUUCCAUUUAGAAACAACGUUUUACUUCCUGUUUGAAUUCUCAACAACAGUGCCGAACCACAUAAGCUAAACAACUGUAGCAGCUUUUGAUCAACAAAUGUUAAUGUAGCAUAAAUACUAAUCAACAAUAAUGAUUCCCUACACUGUCAACAUCAAACUCGCGGCUCGGACGUUGACUGGCACUCUCAAUUUGCAGAAUAAAACCGCUGUAGAUUGGGGUUGGCAGGGGCUGAUAGCUCAGGGAUGUCACUCCAGUAUUCUCAUCAUCGAUCCAAAGACGUCUCAGACCAUCCAGGUCCUGGAGAGGCACAAAGCUAAUGUGGUCAAGGUGAGAUGGUCCAGGGAAAACUACUACCACAACCAGAGCUCUCCCUACUGUCUGCGACUGGCUUCAGGAGACGCCUCGGGGAAGAUCAUAGUGUGGGAUGUGGUCAGCGGUACUGCCCAUUGUGAGAUCCAGGAGCACUCCAAACCCAUCCAGGACUUGGAGUGGUUAUGGAAUCAGGACGCGUCCCGUGACCUACUGUUAGCCAUCCACCCUCCCAACUACAUCGUUCUGUGGAACGGAGACACGGGCACCAAGCUGUGGAAGAAGAGCUAUGCUGAGAACAUCCUCUCCUUUUCUUUUGACCCAUUCGACCCCUCCAACAUGGCGUUGCUGACCAGCGAAGGAAUAGUCUUCAUCACAGACUUUACUCACUCCAAACCGCCGGGCAGUGCCGGCAAAAAGGUCUACAUCGCCAGCCCCCAUGCAAGCCCCGCCCACACCAAGCCCGCCCCCGCCGCUACCCCGGCCCCCACCGGUGCCAAGAAGGCUCUCAACAAGGUCAAAGUGCUCAUCACCAAUGAAAAGCCCACUGCGGAGGCGGUGACGUUGAACGACUGUUUGCAGCUGUCAUACCUGCCAUCCAAGAGGAACCACAUGUUGCUGCUUUAUCCCAGAGAGAUCCUCAUCCUGGACCUGGAGCUCAGCCAGACGGUGGGUGUGGUGGCCAUCGAACGCUCCGGGGUGCCCUUCGUUCAGGUGAUUCCCUGCGCUCAGCGGGACGCCCUCUACUGUCUCCAUGAGAACGGGUGUAUCACCCUCCGAGUGUGUCGCUCCACCACCACUGCAGAGGAAGCAGCAGACUCCGAGCAGAGUGUCCACGAGCUUAUGUACGACCUGCGUUCUCAGUGCGACGCCAUCCGAGUCACCAAGACAGUCCGGCCAUAUCGCAUGGUCAUCUGCCCCGUCAACGAAAACAGCGCUGCGCUAAUGGUCAGUGACGGCAGAGCCAUGCUGUGGGAGCUCAAAGCCCACACCGGCAGGGCUGUCGUCAAUCCUAGUUCUGGUCUUACGCCGCUCUACACUCCCUCUUCAUUUUGUGGAUCUCCACUGGGAACAAACCAGAAAAGGAUUCAGGAUCUCUCCCUCAACAGCAUGAUCGGUCAGACCUUGAUAGCCGGUGAGGCUCUUUCUCCGUCAUCCAUCCAGCAGGAGGUCCAGCUGAAGUUCCUGCUGACUGGCCUGCUCUCUGGUCUGCCGCUGCCACCAUUUUCCAUCCGCAUGUGUCCACCUCUUACCACCAAAAACAUCAACCACUACCAACCUCUGCUGGCUAUAGGCACCAGCAAUGGGUCUGUACUGGUCUACAACCUGACCAGUGGACUUCUCCACAAAGAACUCAGUGUCCACUCUUGCGAAGUCAGGGGGAUUGAGUGGGUGAGUCUUACCAGUUUCCUGUCUUUUGCAACUUCUUCUCCCAACAACAUGGGUCUGGUGCGAAAUGAACUGCAGCAUGUCGACCUGCUUACUGGUGAGAUGCUUACACACACACACACCUGUCACCUGGGAUACUUACAGGGUCCUCCAAAUUACGUCCUAACUAAACAGUGUUAA